UGACCGGCAGGUCUUGAAUCAGUGGAGGUAGUGUAACAGUGCUGUUUGUACGUCGAGAGUCUCCAUAGAUCCCGGGGUGAUGAAACCUCUCCAAGUCGGAUACUGGGCAAUGGCGACCUGACCACAGACUCCAAAUGGGCCGCACUCAGACUAAAAUAAACUCCUGACAAAUCAGACAGACAGCUGUAGGAUAAUGGCAUUCCAAUAUCCCACUGCAAGACGCGACGAGGAGAAGGUGGAUGACUAUCAUGGAGUCAAAAUCUCUGAUCCAUAUGCCUGGCUAGAGGACCCAGAUAGUGAAGAAACCAAGGCUUUUGUGGAGGCACAGAAUCAACUGACCAUGCCUUUCCUGGAGAAUUGUGACGUGCGAACGCAGUUCCACCAGCGUCUCACUGAACUUUACGACUACCCCAAAUACAGCUGCCCUUACAAGAGAGGGAACCGGUACUUCUACUUCCACAACCAGGGCCUGCAGAACCAGGAUGUGCUGUAUGUGCAGGACUCUCUGGACGGUACUGCCACAGUGUUCUUCGACCCAAACACCCUCUCUGAAGAUGGAACUGUGGCCCUAAAGAUGUGGAGCCUCUCUGAAGAGUGCGAGUACUUUGCGUACGGCCUGAGCACCAGCGGCUCCGACUGGGUGACGGUGCGCUUCAUCAAGGUGGACGACCGGAGCCCACUGCCCGACGUGCUGGAGAGGGUCAAGUUCAGCUGCCUGGCCUGGACUCAUGAUGCAAAGGGCGUCUUUUACAACUGCUACCCUCCUCAGGAUGGAAAGGCAGAUGGCACAGAGACAACAUCAAACCUCAACCAGAAGCUCUACUACCAUGUGAUAGGUUCCAGACAGUCUGAGGAUGUCCUGGUGGCAGAGUUUCCUAACAACCCAAAGUGGUGCAGUACAGUAGAGGUUUCUGAUGAUGGACGCUAUGCUCUUCUGUCCAUCACUGUGGGCUGUGAUCAAGUCAACCGGCUAUGGUACUGUGACCUGCAGCAAUUUCCCAAUGGAAUUACGGGGAUGCUGCCAUGGGUUAAGCUGGUGGAUAACUUUGAGGCGCAGUACUUGUACACCACCAACGAGGGCAGCGUCUUCACCUUCCGCACCAACCUGGAGGCGCCGCGCUACCGGCUCAUCAACAUCGACCUGCAGAAGCCAGACCCCACCCACUGGAGCACCCUCAUCCCUGAGCACCCCAAAGACGUCCUAGAUUUAUCGACCUGUGUAAACCAGCACCAUCUCCUGAUUAACUAUGUGCGUGAUGUAAAGGAUGUUCCACAGCUGAGAGAAUUGUCCUCAGGCAAGCUGAUCCGAGACCUGCCACUUGAUGUGGGCACAGUGGUGGGCAUCAGCUGUAAGAAGAAGCACUCCGACUUUUUCUAUAAGUUCACCUCCUUCACCACGCCAGGGAUAAUCUUCCACUGUGACCUGAGCCAGCCUUCUCUGGAGCCACAAGUCUUCAGACGGGUGGAGGUGAAGGGCAUCCAGCAGGAGGACUACCAGACUUCACAGGUGUUCUACCCUAGCAAAGAUGGAACAAAGAUCCCCAUGUUCCUUGUGCAUGCCCGUGGUAUCAAGAAGGAUGGACUAAACCCUGUCCUCCUCCAUGGUUACGGAGGCUUUAAUCACUCCAUUCAGCCAUAUUACAGUUCAUCAUACCUGUUGUUCAUCAGACACCUGGGUGGCAUUGUGGCUGUGGCCAACAUCCGUGGAGGGGGAGAGUAUGGCCAAACCUGGCACAAAGGUGGCACGCUUGGAAACAAGCAGAACUGCUUCGAUGACUUCCAGUGUGCUGCAGAGUAUCUGAUCCAGGAGGGAUACACCACAUCCAGCCGCAUAGCCAUCAAUGGAGCCUCCAACGGAGGACUGCUCGUGGCGGCAUGUGUGAACCAGCGUCCGGAGCUGUUUGGCUGUGCUGUCGCUAAAGUUGGGGUCAUGGACAUGCUCAAGUUCCACAAGUUCACCAUCGGCCACGCCUGGACCACUGACUACGGCUGUGCGGACAAGCCUGAGGAGUUCCAGUGGCUCAUCAAGUACUCCCCUCUGCACAACCUUCCUCCUGCUUCAUGCGACGGCCCUCCAUACCCAGCCAUGCUAUUGCUGACAGGGGAUCAUGAUGACCGCGUGGUGCCCUUACACACGCUCAAGUUUGUGGCGGCGCUGCAGCACGGCGUGGGCCACAACCCUGUUCAGCGGCAACCGCUAAUGGUGCGUGUGGACACCCGUAGCGGCCACGGCGAUGGCAAGCCCACCAAAAAGGCCAUCCAGGAAAAUGCUGACAUCUACGCCUUCAUCGCCCAGGUGCUGGGCCUCAGCUGGAGGGGCUGAGGGAGAAGGGGGAGGGGAACAAAAGCACAGAAAACAUACAAAGCUUAAUGGAACAGAACAUUCAUUUGCUCUCAAUAACUUUUACACACCUCUGAUUUAGAGAUCAUCAAAUACAACAUCAAAAUAAAAUACUUAUUCCAUCACUGCCAAUAAUAAAAAUAAUGAACAUA
This is a messenger RNA of Sardina pilchardus (European sardine), 2493 nucleotides long. RefSeq names its product prolyl endopeptidase-like. Bases 194 to 2323 code for a protein of 709 amino acids. The record is from RefSeq and is a predicted model, not a curated record. The transcript has 16 exons. Gene Ontology annotation, cellular component: cytosol. Gene Ontology annotation, biological process: proteolysis. Lineage: Eukaryota; Metazoa; Chordata; Actinopteri; Clupeiformes; Clupeidae. Gene Ontology annotation, molecular function: oligopeptidase activity; serine-type endopeptidase activity.